Messenger RNA from Megachile rotundata (alfalfa leafcutting bee), 892 nucleotides. RefSeq names its product MAF bZIP transcription factor K (gene maf-S). NCBI's taxonomy places the organism in Eukaryota, Metazoa, Arthropoda, Insecta, Hymenoptera, Megachilidae. The record is from RefSeq and is a predicted model, not a curated record. Gene Ontology annotation, molecular function: DNA-binding transcription factor activity, RNA polymerase II-specific; RNA polymerase II cis-regulatory region sequence-specific DNA binding. Gene Ontology annotation, cellular component: nucleus. Gene Ontology annotation, biological process: regulation of transcription by RNA polymerase II.
AUUAUAAAAUAGCAGAAUUAUACUGUUUUCAUCGAAGUAUCAAAUUAUUCCUGGAUUGUAAUAAACCAAGAUAAAGCAUGUUUCCAGAAAAGUAUGUUCCAUUAAUGGAAUGGCGAAUUGAUGCGCUGGGAGUUCUGUAUACGAUGACUAAGCAAAUUUUUCUUCAAAGCGAGAAAGCUAGAAGAAAAUCAAGGGUUUUGUGGUUAAUUGAAUUUGGGACUUGAUAAAUUCUGCUUGAGAAAACAUCCAUGGAUGGAAAGCGGUCUAUAAAAAUGGACCCAUUAUCACCUGGACCGUGCUUAGAUAUCAGUGAUGAUGAACUUGUCACUAUAUCAGUCAGAGAUUUAAACAGGCAACUAAAAUUACGUGGGCUAUCAAGGGAGGAAAUAGUUCGUAUGAAGCAACGUAGACGUACUUUAAAAAACAGAGGAUAUGCAGCCAGUUGUCGCAUCAAACGAAUUGAACAGAAGGAUGAACUAGAAUCGGAAAAGACACAAGAAUAUCGUGAUAUGGAAGCUAUGCAAGAAGAUAAUAAUCGUAUGAGAGAAGAAAUAGAAUCUUGGCAUUCUAAAUAUCAAGCAUUAAAGAAAUUUGCAGCAGAAAAGAAGAUUCACAUUCCACCUGAACUAGAAACAAUGUAAAGUAUUUAUGACCUACUGUACACGUAUAUGUUUAAAAGCAAUCAAAUAAUUGGAUGUCAAAUAGAAAAAAACUUGUACAAUGAACAAGUUACAUUGUUAAUAUCUUAAGUAUUAGAAAUAUAAAGACAUUUAUGUUAGCAAGGAGUAAAGCAUAAAGGAAGAAAGCUGUAAAGUUACUGAACAUAUGUACACAAAUGUACAUUGUUUUAUGACAACUGAAUGUUGUGUACAAUGUUCAUUUCUGUAUUUUU